Molecule: messenger RNA, 1702 nt
Organism: Astrephomene gubernaculifera
Lineage: Eukaryota; Viridiplantae; Chlorophyta; Chlorophyceae; Chlamydomonadales; Astrephomenaceae
Source: the annotation of a GenBank genome assembly
UAACUUUGUACUCAAUCGCAUUUUGCAAAUUUUAAUCACGGCCACACGCUUGGCACAAAUGUUUGUUUAGUAUUGGAAACGACAUCCUUGUUAGACUGCCGACACCAACUCGUCUAUGCGCUGAGCUGCCUUACUUCAUUACAGCCAAAUUCUAUUACUCUUUUAAGGUCCAUUACAGAAGGAGAUCGUAACUUAUCGGACCCUGCGAUUGAGGGAGAAAGGAGUUUGCCCCGCUGCCGCCCUUGCGGCUUGGGAUAGCCCUUGCCCAGCGGCUGGUGGGGCUUAACCAGCUAAGCCAGUUAUAUUAGUAUCUCAGAGUACUUCAGGAACAAUGGCAAACCGGCCAGAAGCCUGGAGGGUCCCUCCUCCGCCUGGGCGCCAGGAGGCACAGGACCUGGUCACGGACUCGGAGUCGGAGGAGUCAGAGGACGCCUCUGGAUCGGAUCAGGAGGAGCCAAGCUGGAUCUCAUGGUUUUGCAGUCUCCGCGGGAAUGAGUUUUUCUGCGAGGUGGACGAGGAGUACAUAGAAGAUGACUUCAACUUGUCGGGUCUCAGCUCGCAAGUCCCAUACUACGAGUACGCCCUUGACAUGAUUCUUGACAACGAGCCCCCGCACGACGUCAUGUUGACGGAUCAGCAGCACGAGCUGCUAGAGAGCGCGGCAGAGAUGUUGUAUGGGCUCAUACAUGCGAGGUACAUCGUCACGGCGCGGGGGUUGGCGUGUAUGCUGGAAAAGUUUAAGAACUACGAGUUUGGCAGGUGCCCGCGCUUCUACUGUGAGGGGCAAGCCUGCCUACCCGUUGGCACGUCGGACGUGCCGGGCCAGUCCACUGUCAAGAUUUUCUGCCCCAAAUGCGAGGACAUCUUCUACCCGCGCUCGGAGUACCAGUGCAGCAUUGACGGCGCCUACUUCGGCACGACUUUCCCUCACCUGCUGCUGAUGACGUACCCCAUGUACAGGCCGCCCAAGAGCGCGGAGCAGUACGUGCCCCGCGUCUUCGGUUUCAAGCUGCACCCCACAGCAUACGGCAACCGGGAGCCAGCGCCGCCGCGGAACAGCCAGCGCAGGAUAGCAGCUCGGGAAACAGCCGCCAAGGAUGGGCAGCAGCAGAAGCAGGAAGACGACAGCUUGUAGUCGAGCUGCUGAGACGAGGAGGGAAAAGCUGUGGGCAGUGGUGGAGGGGGAUCGGGUCUUCUUGCCUUCCCAAAGCCAGGCGUCUUUGGCUGAACAAACUGUGGUGUCCCAUGUGGGAGUGGGGCAUGUAAGCAUGCGCUAGGAUGCGUGUGCUGGUGCGUUCAUGCCCUUGCCUGGCUGUUUGUGUGUUAAGGUUUUAAAGGCGUAUGGCUGGUGGCACUGCCGUGUGCACGGACAUGCAUAUGUGUCGUUGGGGGGCACGACGGCCAUGGCAUAGGUGCUCUGGGCACUUGGGAUUGUGCCUUGCCUUGCCUAACCGUUGGACACGAGGUCUGGCUUUAUUACCGUGUUUUUUAACUCUUGUACCUGUGCUUGUGUGGUGCCACUGGCUGUGUACCUAUUGGCAAGAAGCCUUAGCAGUCUGGGGUACUGGGUGUCAAAACACCCUUUCUUAUGUGGGCCGUUUGGAGGGACAUGCGUGUUUUCUGUUUGGCGUGCGACCGGAGAAGAAGCCCUGAUUACCGUCAUGCAUGUCAUAGGAGUGGAGGAAUUGUACGUUUGCGUGUG